Pecten maximus is the source of this 2724-nucleotide messenger RNA. Its product is annotated as ras suppressor protein 1-like. The coding region runs from base 105 to 917 and encodes 270 amino acids. The transcript has 9 exons. The record is from RefSeq and is a predicted model, not a curated record. NCBI's taxonomy places the organism in Eukaryota, Metazoa, Mollusca, Bivalvia, Pectinida, Pectinidae. Gene Ontology annotation, molecular function: protein binding.
CAAGGCAUUUCCGGUUUUGAUUUCUUCCAAAACGGGACAUCAGUGAAGUUUGGUGAACAAAUUAGUCACUAGCGAUCUUAUAUAGAACAACUGGGAACUUGAGCAUGGCAGGGAAGUCUAAAAAGUAUGUUGAUGAGAACAGGGAAUCGAAAAAUCCCGAUUUGGAGCUUGUAGACAAGUCCAUCGCGAACUUGUCGGAAGUGCAAGGACUGUUGGAUUUGCAGCACAUCACCAGACUUACUCUGACACAUAAUAAAAUAACAGCAAUUCCUGCCAACAUCACAGAGUUAGCUAACCUGGAAAACCUGAAUCUCUUCAAUAAUCAUGUUAAGGAAAUCCCAAGUACGAUCAAUUCCAUGAUGAAGUUAAAGAUUUUGAAUUUGGGGAUGAAUAAAUUGAAUUCCUUGCCUCGUGGAUUUGGUGCCAUUCCUGUACUAGAAGUUUUGGAUCUGACAUAUAACAAUCUGAAUGAGAGGUCACUGCCUGGAAACUUCUUUUGUUUGGAUACGUUGAGGGCUCUGUACCUUGGAGAUAACGAUUUUGAAGUCAUUCCUCCUGAGAUUGGUCGACUGAAGAACCUUCAAAUUUUGGUUUUGCGAGACAACGAUCUGAUAGCCCUCCCCAAAGAGGUGGGAGAACUGCCUCGCCUCAAGGAGCUGCAUAUCCAGGGUAACAGACUUACAGUACUACCACCAGAGAUAGGUAACCUUGAUCUUGUGGGGUCGAAGCAGGUGUUCCGUGGAGAGAACAACCCUUGGGUGACCCCGAUAGCUGACCAGUACCAAGUGGGCGUGUCUCAUGUAUUUGACUACAUCAGAUCUGACACCUACAGAUUUUUGUAUGGCCGCCACAUUGCUGCAGAGUCUGCACCACCUCCAAAGACAAAUGACAAGUCCAAGAAGAUAAGCCGAGGGUGAGGCGAGGAGCUGUCAGAGAGGCUGAAUACUCAAUUAUCACUCAAAACAGCAGGGAGUCAUGGAAGCUAAAUACAGAGACAAAUGGGAAAACCUAGACAUUUAUAAAGCUACAUGUUGUACAUCUCUGUCAGUUAAGACAGGGUUUUUAUUGAAGUCAUCAUUCAUCUUUCUCCAUGGAAGUAGCAGAUCUGCUUCCAAGGUCACAAAGGAAUAAUAGAUUUGAUAAAGUUUAUACAUUAUUGUGAACUGUGCUUUUACUACAGCAUUCAGCAUGUACUGAUUUCCUACAGAAAAACAUAUCUCUACUUUGGACGGAGGGUAAAGAUAUUACUAAAUGUAAUAAGAUGUGAACGGUGGAAUAUUAUCACAUUCAUGGCUUGAAAUUAUCUUCAGACUAAUAAGAUUCAUCUUCCUAUGAAUUUAACACAUGGAAAUACAGAAUAUGAACUGACCAUGACAAUAGUUUACAGUUAUAUUUGCAAUUAACUUAUUCAAAAUACUACACAAUGACUAAAACCUGUUUAUGAGAAAUAGAGAUAUCAAUCUAGGCAAUACACUGAAUUUCCUAUUGUACAUGUGAUACCAAGCUGGUCACUUUCAUGACAAAUGAGACUGGGUACAUUAGGAAAUUCUGUGGAGUUCAGUUUAAGUUUAAAUAGAAGUGUAGAUGUAUGAAAGGUUAUUUUGCACUGUCAUUUACCAAUCUUUGUUAAAAUAUUCAUUUUAACCAAAGAUAUUUAAUGAUCUUAAAAUUCUCUGAUAAUUCAGAGUUGGCUGGCCAUGUUAAGAAAGCAUAGCUAGAGGCCAAACAAAUAUGGUGCUAUUUUUUAUUAUGUCUAUUUAUAGAUAGCCUAAAAAUCUAUCUGCAUUUGCUUAUCAUAAUCUUUCUUCUUCUCAUUUAUUACCAGGUAAAGAAUCAUCUACAGAUUUGACAUUUUGUCUUAUUUAUGGCCUGCUUCAGUAAGGUUGUAUUUAUAUUGAUGUACUUUUUAAAUGAAUGGUGUUGUAUUUGAAACUUUUGUGGAACAUUUAUCAAAUCACUCAAAGGAUUAACUUUCACCAUCUAUAUCUUAAGAUGUUUACCAGAGUGUACGCAUACCAGUUAUAAUCUGUACUGGGGGCUUACCUUCAGUUCUGCUUUCAUUUAAAUGGCAUCAUUUUGUCCAGCUAUUUUGCUAAAUACAUAGCGUAUAUGAUAAUAUUUGCAUGUUUAUGUUUUGUAUGAAGUAUGAAAUAUUGGUUUAUAUUGUUCUCUGGCACUUCAUAUGAUGUGUCAGUUUUGUGUGUGUUAUUAUUUAAAUGUAUGUUACCGAUUUAUAGAUGUAUAUAUGCAAAUUAUACAAUAUAUAUGUUUUAUAUCCAUAAAAUAGUGUCAAAAUUCAGAGAAACAUUUACAUUUUUCUUCCAUCUAUGUCAUGCUUCAGUUGUACUACUGGCCUGUACUGAAUCACUCCGUAAUUAACCCUGUGAUAAUUUGACCCCUUCCUGUAUAGACCUUUUAGGGUCAUAUUUAAUGCAGUUUAUAAAUUAAUAUUUAAGUACAUUUAGGUAUGACAAGAACAAGAAUAUUCAAAUACUACUGAAAUUAUUAUCGCUGUUGUUUCUUUUUAAGUGAUUUGAAAAAAAAAAGUUGUGAAUUAUUACUCACAGAGGUGCUAACAAAAAUGCUUAUCUGGAUACCAAUUUAUAGAGAAGUUUCAGAAAACCUCCUGUUUUAGAUAUUACACAAUGUAUUACUACACUUGUAUAACGAAUGUGACUUUUAAUAUUAUAUUUAUUUAUAUGACACAAUAAAUAUAUUAUAAGC